AUGAGAGGCCCAGUCACAUCCAUCGUUGGCCCUAAUACCGUAUUUGCAGCGCUCGCCACCACCGUUAUAAUGAGUCAUGGACUCUUCGGGCGCAACAAGGAUGAUGAAGAGGUGUAUGUGGUUGAUAAGGACGAAAUUAUUGGCGUGCAGAAAGAAGCCGUCUGGAAGAAACGUAAUAUGGCGAAAGACCUAAAGACGGCGUGGACAUUCAAAGCUCAUCCCGUCACAGUGACACAGCUGCGAGACGCAUACUGUGCGGGCAAGGGGAACGUACUGAACAUCAAUGUGGGCGCGGCCGUACAGUUGCGGAAGCUUGAUGUCUCUGCAGACUCUAGACGUCGAGUGUGCCACUACUGGCAGUGUUGGAAUGGUUCAAAAGUUGAAGAGCUGUUCGGAGGUCGACACGGACGGGCGUGGCAAAUGGGCACGGAUGAGACACGGGAAGUAGAAUUCAACUUUGACGUUAAGGGAGAGGCCGUCCUUAUUCUUGAGAAACGACGUGAUACAGUUUCCCGGGAGGAGCAUCGCCGGCUCAAGAAGAGUAAACAGACGCAAUCCCAAGAACCAAGCCAGGUUGCAUCUGUCAGGUUGCCUCUUGGUGAGCGGCGAAAUCCUUUUCUUUCAAAGUAG
Messenger RNA from Gregarina niphandrodes, 630 nucleotides. RefSeq lists its product as hypothetical. The transcript has a single exon. The coding region runs from base 1 to 630 and encodes 209 amino acids. NCBI's taxonomy places the organism in Eukaryota, Apicomplexa, Conoidasida, Eugregarinorida, Gregarinidae. The record is from RefSeq and is a predicted model, not a curated record.